Messenger RNA from Arabis nemorensis, 807 nucleotides. NCBI's taxonomy places the organism in Eukaryota, Viridiplantae, Streptophyta, Magnoliopsida, Brassicales, Brassicaceae. The record is from the annotation of a GenBank genome assembly.
AUGGCGGCGGCACCAGCAGCUUCCUCGGCUAGGGAAGAAUACGUUUACAUGGCUAAGCUCGCGGAACAAGCGGAGCGUUACGAAGAGAUGGUUGAGUUUAUGGAGAAAGUCGCGACGGCCGUAGACAAAGACGAGCUCACCAUCGAAGAACGUAACCUUCUCUCCGUCGCUUACAAAAACGUGAUCGGCGCUCGUCGUGCUUCGUGGCGUAUCAUCUCAUCGAUCGAGCAGAAAGAAGAGAGCCGCGGCAACGAUGACCAUGUCUCCUUGAUCCGUGACUACAGAACCAAAAUCGAGACCGAGCUUUCGGGCAUCUGCGACGGAAUCCUAAAGCUCCUCGAUACUAUGCUCAUUCCCGCUGCUGCAUCUGGAGAUUCAAAGGUUUUCUACCUCAAGAUGAAAGGAGAUUACCACAGGUACUUGGCUGAGUUUAAAACCGCCCAGGAGAGGAAAGACGCCGCAGAACAUACCUUAACUGCUUACAAAUCCGCUCAGGAUAUUGCUAAUUCUGAAUUGGCUCCAACUCACCCGAUCCGUCUUGGUCUUGCCUUGAACUUCUCUGUGUUUUACUACGAGAUUCUCAAUUCUCCAGACCGUGCUUGCAAUCUCGCUAAGCAGGCAUUUGAUGAAGCAAUUGCUGAAUUGGAUACUCUUGGCGAAGAAUCAUACAAGGACAGUACCUUGAUCAUGCAGCUUCUUCGUGAUAACCUCACUCUCUGGACUUCUGAUAUGCAGGACGAUGGUGCUGAAGAUACUAUCAAAGAAGCAGCAGCACCCAAGCCUGCUGAAGAAAAGCAACAGUCCUAA